Molecule: messenger RNA, 243 nt
Organism: Strongylus vulgaris
Lineage: Eukaryota; Metazoa; Nematoda; Chromadorea; Rhabditida; Strongylidae
Source: the annotation of a GenBank genome assembly
AUGGUUGACUUGACUCUGCUUGAUGCCAGUGCUACACGUGAAGACUUCACUGUUGGUAUGUCCGGCCGAGUGUCGAGCACCAAAUCAGGUAUACAAAUCAAUCCCAUACUUGACGCGAUUCUUCACCGUACCAUGUGCCGUUUCCAUUUCGUGUUCCGCAAAAUCAUAAUCGGCGAAUGGUUGAAAUUGUUAUAUCCGAGUAUUCCGUCAACAGCAUGCUGUAUCUCGCCCACAGGUACAUAA